GGUUGGUGUCAUGGAUUCAUGCUGUAGACACUAAAUCCUGAUCAUCUACAUCAUGGUACAGAAAUCAUGAUUCAUCAGACCAGACAUUCUGUUUCUAAUCUUCAAUUCUACAAUUUCCAUCAGCCACUUAGACAAGCUCAUACUGAACCAUUACUAUCACAGUGCAGGUGUAAGAUAAAUAGAUAAGCCUGUAAUUAACUGAGCGCUUAAGUACAGAAAUGAUGAUAUUAGUUAGAAUUGCAGAAUUUUCUCCUUCAUGGUCCUGACUUUAGGUGGACAGGAGAUAAACAGUAAAGUGGAACCACUAAAUGAGAAAAUGGACCAGAAUCUCUUACUCCAACAAGAGAGUACAGACCUUUAAUAACAUCCAACUUAUUAACAUAUUUAUGUCAUGUUCUGUUUCUGUUUCCUUUUUAGUGCUGAUUUCACUUAUACCAGUGGCCCAGGCUCAAGGGAGUCCUAAAGCUGUGGUGUCCAUAAAGCCUGAUACACAUGUGUUCAUUGGAGAGAUUGUUACUGUCAGAUGUGACAUACAGGGAGGAGGAGACACUCAGGGGACUUACAGCUGGAAGCUAAUUAAUAGUGAAGAUGGAAGAGAGAGAUUCUCCACAGACAACACAAAGCAGGUCGUCAAAAUCCAGUCUGUUAAAGACAGUGGUACCUACACCUGCAGUAUAAAGGGGAGAGACUCUCAGAGCUCAGAGAUCAGUGAUGCUGUUACACUGACUGUAUCAGCAAAACCCAAAGCGACUGUGAGAGUGAAUCCUCAGAGCUCCGUCUACACUGGAGACACCGUCACUCUGAGCUGUGAGCUGCAGCAGGGGACUGGAUGGGUGUUUGACUGGUACAAAAAUAAUCAGCCACAGAAUCUGAACAGUGAACAAGAGAACACACUUAAAGUGACAGUCGAUAAUGCAGGAGAAACAGAAUACCAGUGUCGGGCAUCUAGGCUGAACUUCGGCGACUACGGUGACACUCGCUUCUACUACACAGACCUGAGUGAUCCGGUCAAGAUUACUGUGAGCGCAAAACCCAAACUGACUGUGAGAGUGAAUCCUCAGAGCUCCGUCUACACUGGAGACACCGUCACUCUGAGCUGUGAGCUGCAGCAGGAGACUGGAUGGGAGUUUCACUGGUACAGAAAUAAUCAGUUACAGAAUCUGAACAGAGAACAAGCAAACACACUUAAAGUGACAGUCGAUAAUGCAGGAGAAACAGAGUACCGGUGUCGGGCAAACAGGAUAAACAACAGCUACUACUACUUCACAGAGUUCAGUGAUCCUGUCAAGAUUACAGUGAAAGGUAUGUCAUGA
Messenger RNA from Hemibagrus wyckioides, 1313 nucleotides. Its product is annotated as neural cell adhesion molecule 1-A-like. The transcript has 4 exons. Lineage: Eukaryota; Metazoa; Chordata; Actinopteri; Siluriformes; Bagridae. Gene Ontology annotation, biological process: cell surface receptor signaling pathway. Gene Ontology annotation, molecular function: transmembrane signaling receptor activity. Bases 309 to 1313 code for a protein of 334 amino acids. The record is from RefSeq and is a predicted model, not a curated record.